Acaulospora morrowiae is the source of this 435-nucleotide messenger RNA. NCBI's taxonomy places the organism in Eukaryota, Fungi, Glomeromycota, Glomeromycetes, Diversisporales, Acaulosporaceae. The record is from the annotation of a GenBank genome assembly.
AUGGAACUCACAAGAUUCGAUUAUAUUGCCUAUGCUUCCGAGAAAGUGAUUAAGAAAAUUAUUAAAGGGUUGCACACAAGCUUAGAAGUGAAUAUCAAGAAUCACAGCACUUUAUUACUUCAUCAGCCCGAAUUUUUUACGACUAGUAAUAUUAAUGAUUUAGCGGUGGAUGACAUUGGUUCUUCAAAAACAGAUACUGCAAAAAUUUCAGGAGGGAUAGUAUCAAGAGGCAUACUAUCAUUUGAAGUCAAAACCAAAAUGAAAAGAGGAAAGAAUUCGAUAACCGUCUCCAUAAUGAAUAAAAAACCAGAAAGGAACAGUAGCCAAAAAAUAUACGGAAAAUUACAUACAGAUGAUAAACGAAAAUAUGCCGGAGACAACAUUGAUUUUAAUGACCCAUAUUAUCGAAUAUCUGGGAGCAUUACUGACGGGUAA